AGCGCCACCUGCAAUAUUAAUGUAACGGAUGUGUCACCUAAGCCGAGCCUCCUAAGCCACAUAAACAUUGCUGUUGCAGUGUAACGAAGGUUAUGGGCGACAUAGUAUUAUGCAGAGAAGGAUAUGGUUCGUCUCGUGUGAAGAAAAAUUACGUGUCAACAGACGAUGGACGAUUAUUAGUGGUUGACCAGUCACCGACUGGCACGACAGUCUCUCACUUCUUCAGGUCUGUAUUUCUACCACAAGGUUACCCCGAGAGUGUGAGUCAGGAUUAUCUGGAGUAUCAAAUAUGGGACACAAUACAGGCUUUUGCCAGCAGCAUCACAGGGACCUUGGCCGCCCAGGCUGUACUGAAAGGAGUGGGGGUCGGUGAUGAAAGUGCUACUGUUCUGGCUGCAACUAUGACUUGGAUACUCAAAGAUGGAACUGGGAUGCUUGGGAGGAUAGUAUUUGCCUGGCUUCGUGGAUCUAGCUUGGAUUGUAACUCUAAAAGAUGGAGGUUAUUUGCAGACAUCUUGAAUGAUCUUGCUAUCUGUAUAGAGAUUCUGGCACCAAACUUCAAAAGCAUUUUUACCCCUUUGGUGUGUACUGCAGGGAUAUGCAAGUCCAUUGUAGGCGUGGCAGGUGGCGCAACCAGAGCUGCUUUGACCCAACAUCAGGCCAGACGAAACAAUAUGGCCGACGUAUCAGCCAAAGAUGGAAGUCAGGAGACUUUGGUCAACUUGGCAGCAUUGGUCUGUAAUCUGGCUCUCAUCCCUCUAGUUACUGGCAAACAAACUCUCAUCUGGUUCCUGUAUGUAAUAUUCACCUGUUUACAUCUCUAUGCAAAUUACUCUGCUGUAAAAUGUGUUGUCAUGGAAACAAUGAACCAAUCAAGGUUGAAUCUCAUUGUGAAAGAUCUUCUGGACAGCUCCCACAUUCCAGGUGUAAAGCAAACCAACCAUUCAGAGCCUGUGGUGUUUAGAACUAGAAGAAAAUUGGAAAUUGUCCUUGGAAGUUCUGUAGGAAAACUAUGCAAUAGUGCAAAGGAUCUACAGGAUCUGCUUUUGUUAUACAAAGGAAUGCCAUACCUUCUAGGCCUUAACAUCAAACGAGGAGAAAUAUGUAUAGCACUAUCAGAGGGUUCUACCACAGAAGAUCAGCUACAGAGCUGCUUUCAAGCAGAAGUCAUCAACUAUGUGUACGAAAAUCUUUAUAAAAACAAAACACUUCAUUCCUCCCUGUCACCUAUGGUACAAGCACUGGAAGGUGGUGAUGUGCUUGGUACCUUGACAGCCUCUCUAGCUUACACAAAAUCAACGAUUGUGGCUUUCCGUCAGGGAGUGCUACAGCAGGGCUGGACUGUAGACCCUGUACUCCUCAAUGCCAAUGAGUGGCGUGCCAGAUGGGACAGUAAUGGGGUAACGGACAAGAAGGAGUUCUAGAUCACACUGGAUGAAAGCUUUAUGUCACAAUUUAUUUCUUCUUUGUCCUUCUGAUAAUAAUGACAUUGUCCAUCAUUUUGUGUCAUUCAUAGCCGAAUGCAGGUUUACCCAUCAUUAAUUUAUUCUUGAAUUAAUUUUCAUGGUGGUGUAGAAGAAUAAAACCCAUACUUCUCUGGAUUUUUUUAAAAUCACCUGAAAUUAUUUCUAAUCAUGCAAGUUUUUAAUCUCUGUCUACCAGAAUUACAAAGAACAGAGUUAGCUUUGCAACAAAGUAAUUUAAUAUUAGUAACAUAUGGACAGUGUUACCAUAGCAAUAGAUAUCGGCCACUCAUAAUAAAAUGAAUUUAUAUUUAUUUUUUUACCAGAUAGUGAUAAAAUAUUUCUUUCUUGAUGAAGUGUAAAAAUGAAUAAAAAUGAAUUGAAAAA
This is a messenger RNA of Pecten maximus, 1850 nucleotides long. RefSeq names its product RUS1 family protein C16orf58 homolog. NCBI's taxonomy places the organism in Eukaryota, Metazoa, Mollusca, Bivalvia, Pectinida, Pectinidae. The transcript is spliced from 13 exons. The record is from RefSeq and is a predicted model, not a curated record. The coding region runs from base 93 to 1424 and encodes 443 amino acids.